Molecule: messenger RNA, 2601 nt
Organism: Saccostrea cuccullata (small rock oyster)
Lineage: Eukaryota; Metazoa; Mollusca; Bivalvia; Ostreida; Ostreidae
Product: mediator of RNA polymerase II transcription subunit 16-like
Exons: 8
Coding region: 118-2601 (827 amino acids)
Biological process (GO): positive regulation of DNA-templated transcription
Cellular component (GO): mediator complex
Source: RefSeq, a predicted model, not a curated record
UUCAUAAUAGUAUUAAAAGACGUAGUUUGACUUCGAAGUACUCAGAAAGAAAGAAAAACGAUUUUCCCAUUUAUGAAGAAAUCGCCAUGAAAUAGACCAAAAAAUCAUUCCUUUACGAUGGAAGUUGUGUAUACAUGCAGUGAUGACUCUCACAGCAAUGUCAAAGACUGGAUUUCAGAGGAGAAGUGUUGCACUUCAUUAUCAAGCCAAAACGUGCUGGCAGUCAGCAGGCAGAAAACAGCUUCACACAAAAAGAAAAGGGGACAUGAAACCAGCAUGACCUAUGAGAUUGGUGUGUUUGAUCUGGAUAAACCGUGGGAGUGGUUCACCGUUACGACUUGUUCAGCCAUGGUUACCAAUUUACAGUGGGACAAAACUGGGACCAGAUUACUAAUCACAGAUUCCUCUGGUUUAUGUCAAGUGUGGCAGAUGCAGGAGUUUCUUGUGAAUAAAUGGGAAUGUAUGGGAUCCUCCUCACUUCCUGGAGAGGAUAUUUUGGCUGUUGCCUGGUUCCACACUGGUGUUCAGGUUUUGUUCAGCCCAGAAAAGAAAGAUGCUGCCACUUAUGAUGACAAGUUCAUCAGAGAACGUUAUCAGCCAUCUGUGUCCCAGUUUGGAGGAAAACCUGUGGAUGGAUGGAUAGUGGUUACAGCCAGUGGUCUGGUGGAUUGCUGUGUGAUAAACAGACAGGAACCUUUCAUUACCUCCUCCCACAAGUCACUGUCUCUCACCCCUCAACGACUCAGUCUGGCCGCCAUUGCUUACUCCAACAUGGGGGGUAUCGUCAUCGCCACCAGCGAUGGUCAGCUGUCCUCUCUGGUUCAAUGUUUCCAUGUGACCAUACAACUGACCACAGAAGGCAUCCAACUCACCAGCAAACCUACCUCCAGUCUGCAUAUGAAGAGCCGCAUGGAAUAUUCUACCAACGAUAGUCAGCAGAUGACUGUCAUCAGUUUAACCUUUAUGAACCCUGAGUCAUGUGACACUCUGAUUGUUAGUUGUGGUUGCCAUGGAUAUAGUUCUAUGGAGAUUUGGCAACUUGUAGAACAGCAUACAACUCUUCACCAACUUUGUCAGUCUGGCCAAGGGAUUGAUAAUGGAUUCAAAAUUCACAAAUGGAUGCAUCACUCCACCAUUCAGCAUACAUCAUACCUGUCCUGCAUAGCAACAUCAAACCUUCCUGUCAAACAUGUAAUGGAGACAGGGUUUUCACCAUACAUAGCCGCAGCUUAUAAAGAUGGGUCCAUCAAACUCAUUCAUCGCCAUAAUCACCAAGUGCUACACACUUCGACUGAUGUAUUACGUAUGCAUGCAGUCAGCAGCUCUCCAGCAAAGAAGUCCAAAAAAUCUGUCAAUAUUACAAAUCUUGUACAGACAUUUUGUGGGUGUGGCCUUGUUGCAGUGCAUGAUGGGAAAGUGUCAGUUCUGAAAGUUUACAAUGUUAAAGAUGGUGCUAUUUCUCUGUCUGCUCUCUUGGUCUGCCUAUUAUUUGAGUAUGCCUUGGUCACUGGCAAUGAUUGGUGGGGAAUUCUGCUGGCAGUCAAGCCAGGAAAUAUUGAAGCAAUUUGCCAGAAGCUGAUUGACAAUUUCUUUAAGCAGUCUUCUGCCAUGCAGGAGGCUGUUGCCAUGCGACUCCAGGCCCUCAAGGUGGCGCUGUACAGUACAAACUUCUCCAGUCGAGAGAAAGCCUCAGACUGUCAUACUAGGCUAGUGUUACAGGCCAUCAACGCUCUGUUCAGGGGACUUCUGAGACCAAAGGUUAUUACUUCACAGGAUAAGAGUCCUGGAGAGAAGCUGAGUGCCCUCUGUGUGAAGUCCACUGAUGGUGACCUUGACAAGGUUCUGUAUGGCCUUGACAAGGACGAGUUUCAGGUGGACACAAAACGAAGGGAUAAAGCCGGAGAUGUAGUGAUGAUGCAGUCAUUAAAACCACUCAUCCAGUGGAUUGCAGAUUUCUGUCUACACCUGCUAGCCUCCAUACCUCUCUAUCAAUCCUACCCUACCUUCCCUGGCUCCUCUCUACUGAGUGACAGCUCCCUUCUGAGGACGCUGCGAGAACUUCUGGUCAUCAUUCGGAUCUGGAGCACCACAUCACCCAGUGUGGCACCUGUGUUCACCACCACGUCAAAUGUGGACUGCUUAGCUCACCUGUAUAAAGUCCUCACCAAGGCUUGGUUAUGUUGCAAGGAUGGCACAAAGCUGGACUUUGAUGAAACUCUGCUUGAUGAGUGCUGUGUUCUUCCCAGUAAGCUGUUAGUGCCUGCUAUGAACCAGAGCUUUAGGCUUUACAGCUCUGGGUAUACUGUUUUUGGACAGUCGUUUCCUGUCAGCUUUGUCUGGGGUGAAUUUCCGGAAUAUCUUUACAGUCAGAAGAAAUCUAAGUUGAUGUAUGUGUCUGAUGUAUUGACUGAAAAUCAGCAACAUCAUGACAUCAUCAGGCAGAUUCACCUCGGGGUGAACUUGUCCGAGAAUGUCCGUCAGUGCUGCCGCUGUGGAGGGUUCUCACUGCUUACAAGUGUUACCAAGUCCUCCAUUAUGAAAGCCUGGGAAAAAAGAUGGCAGAGACAUUGUCUGUGUGCAGCUCACUGGAAGCUAGCAUAA